Molecule: messenger RNA, 3321 nt
Organism: Xyrauchen texanus (razorback sucker)
Lineage: Eukaryota; Metazoa; Chordata; Actinopteri; Cypriniformes; Catostomidae
Gene: tspan17
Product: tetraspanin 17
Exons: 8
Coding region: 414-1226 (270 amino acids)
Biological process (GO): protein maturation; regulation of vascular endothelial growth factor signaling pathway; protein localization to plasma membrane
Cellular component (GO): membrane
Source: RefSeq, a predicted model, not a curated record
GCUUGUGUUUGAUUGCAGUUUCGCUCUUCACUGCUAUUGCUGGAUUGUUAGAUUGCUCAAGAUUGUUUUUCCUUGGAACGUGCACAGCAAGGUUAACAUAUUAAACAAAUCUCAUGACACCAUUACAAACCACUGCGGGAUUAUUAGGGGGGAUCUGGAGCAGGGUUUUGGGGACCCAUUUGAUUUACCAGCCGCUGUUUCUAUCUUAAGAAACAGAAGAACAGUUGCAGAUGUGUGGUAACGCGUUUGCUGGUGGGCGAUUGUUGUGGUUGACGAUGUUUUGUUGUUGUGUUUAGAGAGGCUCGUAGCCUCUUCGGCCAAAACAUAGAUGCAUGCGUGUUUUUUUUACCGAACUGGAUAGUUUUUGCAGCUGAUCGUUGAAUCAACACGACAGUGUUAGCUGGCCUGACAAAAUGAACAGAAAACAGCAUCAUUUUAAAGGAGCAGAGGUCAGCUGCUGUGUGAAAUACUUUUUAUUCGGAUUCAACAUCAUAUUUUGGUUGCUGGGAGCAGCAUUCCUGGGUAUUGGACUUUGGGCAUGGGCUGAGAAGGGAGUGCUGUCAAACAUUUCCUCCAUCACAGAUCUGGGCGGCUUUGACCCUGUCUGGCUCUUUAUCGUGGUAGGUGGGGUGAUGUUCAUUCUCGGAUUUGCCGGAUGCAUCGGUGCGCUCCGGGAGAACACGUUCCUGCUCAAAUUUUUUUCAGUGUUUUUGGGCCUCAUCUUUUUCCUGGAGCUCACAGCUGGCAUUUUAGCCUUUGUGUUUAAAGAUUGGAUCAAAGACCAGUUGAACUUCUUCAUCAACAACAAUGUUAAAGCGUAUCGGGAUGACAUCGACCUCCAGAACCUCAUUGACUUUGCUCAAGAAUAUUGGUCGUGUUGUGGUGCUCACGGUCCGAACGACUGGAACCUGAACAUCUAUUUCAACUGCACCGAUUCCAAUCCCAGCCGAGAGAGAUGUGGCGUUCCCUUCUCCUGCUGCGUUAAAGACCCUGCCGAGGAUGUCCUGAAUACACAGUGUGGCUAUGAUGUGCGGCUUCAAGGGGAGUUGGAUCAGCAGAAGUACAUUUACACGAAGGGCUGUGUGGGACAGUUUGAAAAGUGGCUUCAAGACAAUCUGAUCAUUGUAGCUGGAAUUUUUGUCGGUAUUGCGUUACUACAGAUUUUCGGGAUAUGUCUGGCUCAGAACUUAGUGAGUGACAUCAGAGCAGUCAAAGCCAAUUGGUGACCAUUUGCAGAGGGCGAGAGGUGACCGUGACCUCUGUGGGUGACCUUGUGAGAUUAUGGCCAAGAGUGUAUUGCAACAGAACACUGUUUACAUACCAUUGAGCUGGGAAGCUCCGCCCUGUUUAAACCUGUGGACAUUUAAUGUAAGCUGACUGUACAAAAUGGACUCUCAAUAUAUAAUUAGUUCCUUUUUAAAAAAAUACAAGCUCUUAUGAAGGCUACACAGAAGCAGAAAUUGAGAUGACAUGCUGAGUUCAAGCAAUGAUAUCUCGGACACCUCUAGGUCGAACACUACCUUCUUUUGACGUUAUUAUAAUAUUCACCAGACUUUCCUUCAUGUUUUGGAAUAAUGUCGAGCAGAUGGUGUUUUUAACCUGUGGACCAAUUGCUUAUUUGAAACACAACAAAUCAACCACUGUAACUUUAAACAGAGGAGCCAUGAACUAACAAAGCCUUACUGCAGUGCACUUCUUUAUACACUCUGAUGGGUUAAGCUUUUACACAGCCUUCUGUCUGUCGGCCAGUCGAGUUGAUGGACAGUUGGACUCUUACCUCUGAUUGGCCCUCUGUUGCACAGAGGCAGCCAGUCAGAAUGAUAUACUUGAUAAUUACACAUAAUGUGUUUAUUUUUGUGAGUUCAACCACUACUGUUGGGGAGGUUUCUAAAUGAUCUGUUAUUUGUCUGUUUAGCUAUAUUUUGUUUCCUCCAUUCUCUUUUUUUUUUUUUUGGUUGGCUCUGUGGCUUAAAAGAGUAUAAAAUAACUUAACCGCUAUCCCAGACUCGCUUGGGAAUCUUUUCAUUUUCGCUACUCUGCUAGGUUGUAGUGAUAUGCUAUAGUGACACUAAAAUUGUAUUCUAAAUAUGAUGCUGCUUUAACUCGUAUAAAAUAUAUAUCGCUAUACUAACUUUCUAAAGAGACCAUGGGUGGAAACACACUUUAGAUCAUGCACAAACACACAAAUUGCUUUGUGAAAUAUGACGUGAAUGCACAUGUAAUGGACAGACUUUGCAUAUGAUCACAUGCUUUAUUGAGUCCUAUAGCGAUAAUAGAAAAAGCCUAUGGCUGUCACACAGCUUAUGGUCAACCAACUGCCCUUUAUAACAGCUUUAUUUACUAUUCACUCUCUCUCUGUCCCUCUUUCUUUCUCUGCGCCUUAAGGCUAGAGAGAUGCAUGCUAUCGGCUAUAAAAAAUGCAUGCCAAUGCAGACCUCUUUGAGCACAUGCACACGUGCAUAUGUGUGUGGACGUGUAUUCAUUACACUACCAUAGUCAUACCAGUGAGUUUUGACCUAGCUGUGUUUAUCCUCCUAUAUUCAGAAGAGUUAGCUAUAUUGAGCCGUGAACUUAACACUAACAAUGUGCAAAGAUAGACAAUGUAUUGCCGAUGUUCUUUAUGUAGAACGUGCUCGGGAGGUGUCAUGCAUGUCAGGCUGAUUUGAUUCAGUCCUGUUUAAUAACCUCAGAUCUAUUUGAACAUUCUGUAUUAACUGUGUUACGGUGUCAAAGUGAAAUGUGAGAUUUUUUUACUGUGGUUUUGCUGGGAGGGGGGUUGCUGACUGCAUCUGCCUGUGUAUAUAAAAGGGCAAGUCUUCUAUUGCAGAUACAAGACAGAUAAAAUUCUAUAGAUGAUGUUUAUCCUCCUUUUGUGCUCCCAAAUGCAUUAAUCUCACAAAAUCUGUCAAAAAUAUGUAAUAUUUUAUUAUUUUUACAUUUCAACCCAAAAUGCAAAAGAUAGGAAUAAGUAAAUAAUUAUGUUUUUAAGAUGAAGCCUAUUUUUAACAUUAGUUUCAUUACAUUAAGUACAUCCUCCACUCCCCAGUUCUCAUUACCGUAACACAAAAUAAAAGCAUUCUCAUUAGCUUAAUAAAAAAUAAAAAUAAUUCUGAUCAAAAUGCAAAAAAAAGACCCAAAUGCAAAAUUAAAAUCGUUUUCAUUCCAUAACACUAAAUAAAAAUUAUUCUUAUUACCUUAAUGUUAAAUACAAAUUAUUCUCAUUACCGUAAUGCAAAAUAAAAAUCAUUCACAUUCCCAUAUUGCAAAAUAAAAUUCAUUUUCAUUCCCGAAACUCUAAACAAGUCAUUCUCAUUACCUUAA